Molecule: messenger RNA, 6710 nt
Organism: Pezoporus occidentalis (night parrot)
Lineage: Eukaryota; Metazoa; Chordata; Aves; Psittaciformes; Psittacidae
Gene: ZC3H11A
Product: zinc finger CCCH-type containing 11A
Exons: 17
Coding region: 2653-5076 (807 amino acids)
Biological process (GO): poly(A)+ mRNA export from nucleus
Molecular function (GO): metal ion binding
Source: RefSeq, a predicted model, not a curated record
UACUUGUUGACAUGAAAAAUCCUGACCCCCACCCCUACUGCAUCUGUAGUUCUUUUAUUUUUCCUAAAGGAAUUCAAAAUCUCUUCAAACAAAAUCUUGGAUAGAUUUCUGGAGGGGAAAAAAAAAAGGGUUUAAAAUUCUCAUCAGCUUCCAUGAGAGACCUGCUGAGUGCUCCAGAGUUACUCAUUUGUACUCAAGAGUUUCAGGGGUUAGUUCAGUUGAUCUCUGCUUAGUGCUCAGGGUGUGUGUUAACUGCUCCAAGGUUAAAAAAAGAAACCAGAAGAGGUUUUAAGUUAACCUUUUUUAAAAUGAAAGGAUUAUUUCUUUAAUUUUUUUUGUGUGUGUGGGUGGGAAAUUUGGUGGUUUUUCUCUUGUGUUUCUUUUAAAGUUUUGCUUUUUUCCCAUUCCUUAAACAAGAUCCAUUCACAUUCUGAACAGCUCUUGAAGUCUGCUCAGGAAUAUAGAAGGCAGCAAGCAAAGUGCUGAGCUGCUCCAAGGGGUUUUCUUUUCUCCCCCAUGGUGGUGGAUAAAGUAAUGUUGCAUUGUACAGGCGUCCCUCACAUCCUAGGGAAAAGAAAUGCUUCUAGACUGUGAAUUCCUUCCCAUUUGUGUUUGAAUGGCUCUGCUCAGCAAAGCAGUGGUCCUCAAUUGCCAUCUAUUUCCUUGUUGGCUUGUGCAGACUCGGGAGUCGUGCUUGAAAUCUCAUUGAACUAUCAAUGGUAUUUGGAACACGUUUGGAGAAAGGCUUCUUGGCAAAGCUCUCCAUGAAGGAGCACCAGUAAUUUUUAGCAGUAGAUGCACAGGGAUCUGUAUGACACCAAGUCUGUUUUGGAAGGUGCUAAAGGUCAAAAGCAAAUAGUCCCAUCGAUACUGAGGAAGGGAAGAAGCCCUUGCACUUAACCACUGCUCUUAUUCCCUCUGUCAAGCGGUCAAAACCCAGUAACUAAUAUGAGAACCCAACUUUUGCUCUCUUUGUUUUAGAUUUGGGAAAAUUCCCUGCAAAAAAAAAAAAAAAAAUUAUCCUGGGAAAUUCACUAGUGUUUGUGUGAGUAAAAAGGUUCCAACCUUUUAUUCUUAAUUUGUAAGAACUAUUUCGUUCAGUUUUAUCCAAAAGGCUCAGAAACACUUUGCACAGAAGUGUGCAGCAUUUUAGUGAAAGGGGUCAGAAUCACUUAAAAUUGAACUUUAUCUGGUCUGGUUGCAGGUUUUGUGGCAUUUAGUAUCUUAAAUAAGAAUCACAGCAUCUGACUUCACAUUAAAAAAAAAAAAAAAACAAAUUGCUUGUAGCUAAAUAAAAUCAGUUCAGCUCUGGUGGCACCAAAAAAUCAUCCCUGUUGAAUUGGACCUAAGUCAUCUUUCCAAGCCUCCCAUGAUCUUACACCAGUGGCUAAUGAUGGGUAUAUGGAUUAGGGACCAGCAUAUGAUGGCAAAUUCAUAGUGUUUGCUCUGCUAUGAAAAGAAAACAAAUUCUUUCCUAAAACCAAAGGAAUUCCAAAUUGUUAGUAUCAUGCAGCCAUGCCACUGGCCAAGUGAACAUUUCCCUGCUUCCCAGAGCUUGUCAUACCCUGACCUGCUGCCUUCCUGCUGGUGAUUGAUUGCAACUCGACGUGGCUGAUGGGGGCUCAGAGCUGUUCUCCACUCGGAUAUCAUACAACAUGUACUGUGCACGUGUGUGUGUGUUUCCACUGUAUGCAUGUACAGACCUAUGCAUCUUUGUGUGCUGGCCUCAGAUCACUCCUAUUCCAUAUUUCUUUCUAUUAAAAGCAUCAGCCUCAAAGGCAUAGUCAUCAAAAUAUUCCGUAGAUCUUUGAUUUUUGCCAGUUCCCUCCAAAGAGAGACUUUGUUUGCAUUCCUCUGUGGCACAUAGCCCAAAAUUCACAUUUUUCCUCUCACCUUUCCUGACUUUGUUACCCCUCACUCUUGCUGUGUGUAUAAACACGGAUGUGUAUGGAUAUACAUAUUUGUGGAUUUAUACACACAAAGUCUGUUUUUUGCUGUACAGGUCAUAAAGAUGGGGGAAGAUUUUUGUGUUUUCUUAAUAGGUGAAGAAAUCUUGAAGACCAGAAAUUGCAACUUUACUGCAUUUUAAAUUAAAAACCAAACCAAAUUAAAAUGGCAGUUGCCCGGCUGUGGAAGAUGGAGCCUCAUUUUUGCAGCCACUUUGAAUCACAAGUUCAUCUUUAAAUGCCCUGGGUUGUUUUUUUUGGUUUUUUGUUUUUGUUUUUUUUUCCUCUUUUUUUUUGGUGUUUUCCUGUUUUGAAGAGCUAACUAACCCUGGCUGUCUCCAGUCUGACAGUAUUCCAAUGGACUUGCUUCCUCCAUUAGUUGUAAGAUGUUUAAAAGCACAUCCUAUGUUUGAAUUGUGGAUGAGAGGUUCCCUUGGCAAUGUGAGGAGGAAAAGUCUUUCUACCCCUUUAUUAUUAAUUCACGGAUUCAGUGUUGGUUCGGCCUACAGGAGAAGUUAACUGGAAGUCUUUGAAGAUCAGUAUCUUCUUUGCUGAAGUUGGCCAGGGUUACUUUAAAAAAGAAGAUUUCACUGAUCAAGACAGUAGAAGAUUUCAGUCCAAGAAAGUGAAGCCAGCUUCAGACUGGAAGACUGGAGGAAGUCCCUAUUGAGUGAACCUGUAGAACCAUACUAAGGCUUUGUCCAUUAUGUCUAACCAAGGAGAUGACUGCUACUUCUAUUUCUAUUCCACGUGUAACAAGGGAGACAGCUGCUCCUUCCGCCACUGUGAAGCUGCUCUGGGAAAUGAAACAGUCUGCACACUCUGGCAAGAGGGUCGCUGUUUCAGGAAUAUCUGCAGGUUCAGACACAUGGAAAUCGACAAGAAGCGCAGUGAGAUUCCUUGCUACUGGGAGAACCAGCCAGUGGGCUGCCAAAAAUCCAACUGCGCUUUUCAUCACACCAAAGGACGUUACGUUGAUGGACUCUUCUUACCUCCGAGCAAAACUACACUUCCAAGUCCACCUGAGUCUGUGGAAGAUGAUGCUAAAAUGCCUCAGAUGUCACUGCAGCAAAACAAACUUUCUGUUCAGUCAAAUCCCUCUCCCCAGCUGAGGGGGGUGAUGAAAGUGGAAAACUCUGAAAAUGUCCCAAGUCCUACACAUCCCCCAGUUGUAAUCAAUGCUGCAGAUGAUGAUGAAGAUGAUGAUGACCAGCUUUCUGAAGAAGGAGAUGACGUUAAAAUGGCCAUCCAGCAACCAACAACAGAAACCCAUAAUGGAUUGCGGAUAAUUUCCACUAGGAAAUCCAGUGCUAAUUCCAAGCAAGAUGAUAAUCUGAAUUUCGGAAUAAAAACGCUUGAAGAAAUCAAAUUGAAGAAACUAAAGGAGAAAACAAAAAAACAAGAAGGUCCUUCAGGAAUUUCUGUUCAUCCCCUCCAAUCUCGGACUAUUCCUGUGCCAGAAAAGGAGAAUGUACGGACAGUAGUGAGAACUGUGACACUGUCUGCAAAGCAAGGGGAGGAGCCUGUGAUUCAGCUGAACAUUGCUGAGAGACUGAGCAAACGGAAAGCCUCCACAGCUGCUAAAAGUGUCAUUCCACUGAAGCGCAACCUUACUGAAAGGCUGGGGAAGAAGAUAGACAUGCUGGAGAAUGCUGACAAAGCCCCCAAGAGAGUUCAAGUCCCCAAGUCUCUGAAGGAGAGGCUAGGAUUGCCCUCUGAACAGACCAGCACAGAGACAGAGAAGGCUGCUAAGCCGACAGGAGAGUUCCACGUGAAAACACUGGAAGAAAUUCGCCUUGAGAGAGCUUCUCAGCGACGAGGAGAACCUCCAGCUAAAGCCCAGGCUGAAGGGCGUUGUAAAGCAGAAGAUCCCAACUCGGGGGCAAAACCUUCCCCUGCAGUUCGCAUCAAAACUCUUUCAGGAGCCCUGGCUGAAAAAAACCAGAAGCGAUUGGAAGAAGAGAAGCAAAAACCAGAAGAGCUUCCUCCCAAGACAAAAGCUGAGGGUGAGCCCAGGAAGCAGAGCGUGCUGGCUCCAUCUCUGCCCAGCAGAGUGCCUCUGGCAGAGCCAGCAGGGAAAGCCAAGCCAGGGGAAGUGCGUAUUAAAACCUUGGAGGAAAUCAAGCAGGAGAAAGCUCUGCGGCUGCAGCAGAGUGGAGAAAAUGUGCCAGCUCCACCAGCACAACCCGAACCUGCCCCAACAGGGAGGAGACUGUUACGGAUCACCAAGCUCGUAGCACCUGGAAGAGAAGAAAAGAAGGUGGUGGAAUUGAGCAGGCCUUCUCCCAAAGCUGUCUCUGCACCUGCAGAGCUCUCUGAUCAGGGCACAACUAAUUCUAAAGUUCAAGUGAAGAACCUUGAAGAGAUAAUGAGGGAGAAGCGGCAACUGAAACACCACCAAGAAGAGAAGCUUCAGAAGGAAGCAGCUUCUGUGCCACCUUCUGCUGAAAAACCCAUCAAGGGCAAAACUCCACCAUCAGGGAGCCCUGAAGCUUCAGGGUCAGCGCAUCACUUUGUGAAGAAGACGUUGGUGAAACCUCUGGAAGAUGGGGUUGAAAGCCCAGGGAAAGAAGCUGCUGUAUCACCAGGGAAACAGGCAGCUCCACUCCAGGAACGGAAAGCUAAGACCAAAUCCAAGGCAUGCCUGAAGGCGCCAGAUGAGAAAACCACCUCUCCCACAAAGCAUACCCUGAAGCGUAAGGCAACCGAGAGUCAUCCCUCUGCCGUGGCAGCUGUGAAGCCCUUGAGUACCACUGGUGGUGACACAAAGGAGCCUCCAGCUAGAAAAGCAGCUGUGGCCAUUGUUCCUGCUUUGCCAGAGGACAGCCUCAGCUCCAUACCUAGGGGAGAAAAACCCCAAACCAGCCCUGAGCUGCACAUGGGAAGCCAGGCAGGCUCUGGGGCACAGUCAGAGCUCUCAAGCUCAACUUCAGCUUCGUCCCAAGUGGCAGUGAAGACGCGACGGCUGAGCUCCACCGGGGCUGGGAAAGCACCUUUGUCUGUAGAAGAUGACUUUGAGAAGCUGAUUUGGGAAAUCUCAGGAGGCAAACUGGAAGCAGAAAUUGAUCUGGACCCAGGGAAGGAUGAGGACGACCUCCUCUUGGAACUGUCAGAGAUGAUCGACAGCUGAACUGCAGGAUCUUAACAUUAAAACAAACACACACACAAAAAAAAAAAGAAAGUAAGAAAUUAAAACUCUAUUUUUCUGCUGGAUACCCAGAGGUGAUGAUCCUUUUUGUAGCUGAGGCUUUGCAAUGAGUCUUAAAGCACAGUUGAACUGGUAGAAAUGGGCAGUAUCUGCACUCAGUUGUCCUACAUUUCCCUGCUGGUCAGAGUCAAGGUCCUGUGCAUCCGUUCUGUGACUGUCAGUGGCCGCUGUCGACGUUGGGAGGACAAAGCACUUGUUUCUUCUGGGACAGAGAGCUCCCCAGCUGCAGACUCUGGUGGUUAUGAACUGCUGUACUGGUGCAGUGAUGCUCUGAAGGCUUAAACCUAAAGCUUCUUCUUUUCUUCUUUCCUCCCUCUUCUUUGACAAACCUCAACGUUCAGCACCUUUCAAAGCCUUGGUAGUCUCAUUUCUUGGACAAUUGCUAUCUAAAGCCUGGAGUUACUAUGUCAACUCUUGAGUUUUAUUUAUGUAUGUUAUCAUUUGGACUUUAAUCUGUUAGGGUAACUUAAUGCAAAUAGCGAGGUGGGAGGGAGCAGGAUAAUGAAGUGGUUUGGACCAAAUGUGCUGCCAGGGGCAGUGGUUGGGCUCAGUCCAUCCUCAGGGAUGAUAACAACACCGGUGUGAAAUGCAGCAGCUCUGCAGCACGGCUCCACAGCCCCCUCCUGCUUUGUUGUAGGGUACCAAAGCUGGGGGGGGACAAUGCAUUUUGCUGAUGUGAAUCCUGGUAGGAUUUUGGGAUGGGUUGUCAGGAUUCCUCUACAGGAAACUGGUGAAGGAAGGAUUGGUUUAAGUGCCUCUCUGUUCCAAGAAUCACUCCCCUGAACUGCUGGAUCAUCUGGGAAGUAGCAGCUGCUUGGACUCGUGUUCAAGCACUGUCGUGGCACCAACCCAUAGGGAAUCAUCUUCCUUGGAAGCUGGUACUGCUGCGGGACCAACCACAUUGCUGCUGCCUGGGAAUGUCCUGGGAAUCCUCCCUCAGCCUCUGUCCCACCACCAAGCCUUGCGCUCCGGGUCGAUGCAGGAACAGGAGCCGGGGCAGGGGGUUGGAAUCUCCCUUUGUGACCCCUAAGACAAUAGCUGAGACUGGGGUCUGUGCCCCCCAGUGCCCACUUUCCCUGGCACAUAGGUUUUCAGUUAUUUCCUUAAGUUUUUGAAGGACUUCACUCUCUUCCUGCUCUCAUAUGAAGCUGUCGGGGCCCUCAGGCUUUCACUGCAACCAGUUGUAAAUACUUUCUCUUUGGAAGAAAACACUUGUGUGCUUUGAUAAUCCACUGUGACGUCUUCGUUCCGAGAGGAGGAAAAAGGUUGGAAACCAAACUUCAGGAAGCUGCUGUUGAAGCUCUGCAAGCGUUCACCCAUCCCUUCCCCUACUGAAGGAUGGAGGGGCUGCAGCCAGGAGGAGCACCAGCGCUGGGUGAGGAAGGGUCUGGCCCCGGAGGUGGGGGUUGAUGUACACCAUGCUCUGUGUAAAUAUUUUAUUCUCUCAUUUUAUAUUUGUAUUGUAUUUAAGGCAGUGAAUGACCCACUGCCUCCACCCCACUUGCACUGUUCCACGCCAACAGCAGUUAACAGUGUUUUUAAUAAACCUGCCAUAG